AUGGCCCUCCCCCGCCGGACAGUCUCAAUCUCCCGCAUCACCAACGAAACCAAAAUCCAAGUCUCCCUCUCACUCGACGGCGGCGUCCUCCUCCCUUUUGAAGAAAGCGACCACUUUCCCGCCCCCGAGUCCGCCGAAGAACGAGCCGCCGCGAAAAAGGGCGUGCUUCCAGAAAAAAAUGCCCCGCAUGCCACACAAUUCACUUCUACUCAACAAAUAACCAUCAAUACCGGAAUUGGGUUUUUGGAUCAUAUGCUUCAUGCUUUGGCGAAGCACUCGGGGUGGAGUUUGGCGAUUCGGGCCAAGGGGGAUUUAUUCAUUGACGACCACCAUACCACCGAAGACACUAUGCUCGGCCUAGGAACAGCAUUCACAAAAGCCCUCGGCGCACGCACAUCUCUCGCCCGCUUCGGCCGCGGUGACGCCCCGCUUGACGAAGCACUCUCAUGGGCCGUCAUCGAUCUCUCAAACCGACCCUACGCAGUCAUUGAUCUGGGCUUCAAGCGUGAAAAGAUUGGCGACCUCAGCACGGAGAUGAUAACGCACGGCCUAGAAAGUUUUGCACAGGCUGCUGGUGUCACUUUGCAUAUUGGUUGUUCGUAUGGAUCGAAUGAUCACCAUCGGGCUGAGAGUGCGUUUAAGGCGUUGGCUGUUGCGAUUCGGACUGCGUGUGCCAGGAGGAGCGCUGGGGAGGCGGGUGCGGGAGAUGUGGUUUCUACCAAGGGUGUACUAUAG
This is a messenger RNA of Talaromyces marneffei, 735 nucleotides long. RefSeq lists its product as uncharacterized. Gene Ontology annotation, biological process: L-histidine biosynthetic process. The record is from RefSeq and is a predicted model, not a curated record. NCBI's taxonomy places the organism in Eukaryota, Fungi, Ascomycota, Eurotiomycetes, Eurotiales, Trichocomaceae. The transcript has 2 exons. Gene Ontology annotation, molecular function: imidazoleglycerol-phosphate dehydratase activity. Bases 1 to 735 code for a protein of 244 amino acids.